GGUUCCCCACAUCAUGCGGAUAAUUCUAAAACUUUUCAAGACUUUUCAUCAUAAUACCUUGAUCCAAAAUAGAAGAUAUUUACUAGGUGAUGGAGCAUUAAGAAUACAAAGCUAUUUAAGCCACUGUCAGGAUUAUCAGAGCAACUACGAUGACGCCAGAAGAGAAACUUUUAUGGCUGAAAUGAAAGAUAAACUAACAACAGGAGAUGUUGUUUUAAAAGACGAACUCAAAACAAUGAUCCAUCUGGUGAAGACAGAUGAAGAUGUAAAUAUGUGUAUACAAAUGGCUAAACAAUUCCAGAAAGUAAAAUAUCAGCUUCAACAAAGAUAUGAUUUUUUCUUUGGUCCUGUGUUUAUGAGGAUGUUACAUCAUUCUAAGAAAGCAGACAUUGCGUUUAUGUUGAUGGAAGAUAGGAAGGGGUUGAGAAAUCUGCUAUUCCACCUGACUGCAGUUGUGAUCUAUAUGGAUUUGUUGUUUGAGGCAGGAAAGUAUGAACAAGUUGUCAAAUGUUAUGAAGAACUUGAUAGAGCUCAAAAGUAUAAGCACCUACCAUUAAGAAAUCACAUGACCUUGGCAUUGGCAGCUUUGUAUAAAAUGAACAGUCCACAAGCAUUAGAAAAAGCUACAAAUUUAGUUCAAGUUACAUAUCACAACAGUAAGAGAAUAACAUCACCAAGAACAAGAGCAUACGCUGCAGCUUUAGCAUUAAAUCAGAAUAAUCCAGAUCUUGCAUUAGAAAUACUAAAAUUGUCUGUUGAAAGUGAUUUUGUACAGAGUCUGAAUAUGGCAUUAAAAAUAAUUGCAUUGUCAAGACUUGACCAAGUAGAUGCUGCAAUGGAAUUGCUUGAUAAAUAUCAUGUUCAAACAUCUAUCAGCUAUGACAAUCCAUCAAAAAUAUUUCCAGACUGUAUAGAAGCUUUAAGUAAAAUGGUUGACAGAAACGAUGACCCACAAAUUAAACAGACAUUUACUGAUACAAAAACGGAUUUGAAACAAGCUCAACUUGUAAAUGAUGUUUCAAUAUUUGACAAGCUUUGUGACACAAUUCAUAAUAGUCGACCUGAUAAUGAACAUAUACAAAAUUUACAGGAUAAACGAGGACGACUUGUUAGAGAUCAUCACAGAUAUUGAAAUGUUCUGACUUUUUGUGUGGAAGAUGUCAGACUUAUAAAUGAUGUUUCAAUAUUUGACAAGCUUUGUGACACAAUUCAUAAUAGUCGACCUGGUAAUGAACAUAUACAAAAUUUACAGGAUAAACGAGGACAUCUUGUUAGAGAUCAUUACAGAUAUUGAAAUGUUCAGACUUUUUGUGUGGAAGAUGUCAGAAAAUUAAUGAGACCACAAAAUUGUUACACUGUGCCAUAAAAGAAUUCUUAUUUAUGGACUACAAUUGUAGUUUAAUAGAUUGCUGACUAGUUUCUUGCCAUGGUGUCUGUGCUUACGAUGUAGACUGAGAUUUUGAUUGUUGAAUGUUUAGAUUUGACUUAGAUACACAUGUAUUGAAAUACUGAGUUGUUUAAGAGUUGUCAGAAGUUUUUAAGAGAAAUAUAAAGAUAAAAAAAGGGAUGAAUAUAUAAACUUGUUUGUUAUGAAUAUGAAUUAUGAGAUUGCCUAAUUACAGAUACAUUUGUAAUUAAAUGAAGACAAAACAU
Molecule: messenger RNA, 1653 nt
Organism: Mytilus californianus (California mussel)
Lineage: Eukaryota; Metazoa; Mollusca; Bivalvia; Mytilida; Mytilidae
Product: pentatricopeptide repeat-containing protein 2, mitochondrial-like
Exons: 9
Coding region: 14-1132 (372 amino acids)
Biological process (GO): multicellular organism development; regulation of mRNA processing; mitochondrion organization
Cellular component (GO): mitochondrion
Molecular function (GO): RNA binding; protein binding
Source: RefSeq, a predicted model, not a curated record